AUGGAUAGCGACUAUCUUCAUGACCUCUUUCUACCAUAUGAAUGUCCUCAGUUUUUUGCUGAAGACAAGAAUGAGAAAGAAAGAAAUCCUCUCAUGGAACUUUUCCCAGAUACGUUGGCCAUGAGCCUUAACACUCUUGACCAUUACUCGGAUCCCCAACUGCAGCUGUUCGGGGACCUAGUAAUCGAACCUGAUUUGGGCUCGGCGUUGUCGGAGAUCCAAAUCGAAUAUCACGUUCCGGCCACCCCUAAACAAGAACCAAAGAAAAGAGGUCGGCCACGAAAAAACGAAGUCAGUCCAGCUGAACCCAGUCGAAAAUGUUCGCCUUCAAUUGAGAUAAUCGGCGAAAGGAAGAAGAAGAAACGAAAAUGUAUGAGCCAGGUGGAAAAGGCACAACAUAACCACCUGGAAAGAGAAAGAAGGAAAGGCAUGACGAUGCUCUUGGAGGGUCUUCGUGAACUGGUCCCAGCAGUGAGUGACGACAAAAAAGCCUCACAAAAGAAAAUUGUGGAUGAGGCAACGAAGUACCUGAAAAAAGAAAAACCUAUUUUUCUUUCGUAUCUCAAAGAAAAGCAGAGAUAUAUAACUUUGGAAACAAAGAGGCGGAAACUGGAAGCCGAACUCGCUUCAGGCCCAAAAGGUGUUCUUAUUGUCUGGGAAGAGAGGCGUGGGAUGUCUGUCAAGGACCUUCACAAAUUAGUAGUGAAAAGGCCGUCUCGAGAACACAUCCGAGAUGAGAAAAUUGAUGAAUCUAUUCGACUACUCGAAUCGUUUCGUCCGAGAUCACCCGGAAGUCCUGGCCAGUCUUCUGAUGAUUCUGAUGAGGAACACAUCAAUGUCGAGUUUCUUUAUUUUAUCUUUCUUUUUUAUCAACUACUCCUUUUUCUUUCUUUCAUUCAUUCUUUCUUUCUUUCUUUCUCCAAUGAUUUAUCAUGUUUAUUUCUUUCUUCUCCCGAGGAUUUCCUUCAUUUCAUUCUUUCUGUCUUUUUCCAAUUAUACUUUAUUCUUUCUUUAUUCUGUCAAGGAUUUCCUUCCUUCCUUCCUUCCUUCCUUCCUUCCUUCCUUCCUUCCUUCCUUCCUUCCUUCCUUCCUUCCUUUCCUUCCUUCCUUCCUCCUUUCCUUCCUUUCCUUCCUUCCUUCCUUCCUUCCUUCCUUCAUCUUCCUUCCUUCUUUCACCCUUCCUUCCUUCCUUCCUUCCUUCCUUCCUUCCUUUCCCUUCCUUCCUUCCUUCCUUCCUUCCUUCCUUCCUUCCUUCCUUCCUUCCUUCCUUCCUUCCUUCCUUCCUUUCCCUUCCUUCCUUCCUUCCUUCCUUCCUCUUCCUUCCUUCCUUUAUUUCUUUAUUUUCUUUUUUCCUUUACAACAAAUCAUUUUUCACCUCUAUUUUUCUUUCAUUUUUCAUCUCUUUCCUUCCAACAUACACCAACCCACUUAUUAACUGACUUUAUUCAUUGUCAUGUGUUGAGUUCAGAGUUCAAUCUAAUAUUUAACACUUGCUUACAGACUCUAUCUCAUUGCUGUUAG
Acanthosepion pharaonis is the source of this 1521-nucleotide messenger RNA. The record is from the annotation of a GenBank genome assembly. NCBI's taxonomy places the organism in Eukaryota, Metazoa, Mollusca, Cephalopoda, Sepiida, Sepiidae.